This is a messenger RNA of Zeugodacus cucurbitae (melon fly), 4931 nucleotides long. It is a transcript of the gene Rilpl, whose product is annotated as RILP-like protein homolog. The transcript is spliced from 5 exons. Gene Ontology annotation, cellular component: cytoplasm; ciliary basal body. Lineage: Eukaryota; Metazoa; Arthropoda; Insecta; Diptera; Tephritidae. Gene Ontology annotation, biological process: cilium assembly. The record is from RefSeq and is a predicted model, not a curated record. Bases 468 to 1751 code for a protein of 427 amino acids.
UACUCAUGCAAAUUUUCCGAAACAGCACAAAAAGGAGUAUUGAAACAUUUUCAGCUGGUGCAUCCUUUAGAUAUCUGCUUAUUUUAAAAUUAACAAAGUGUUUAUUAACUUUCUAAAUAUAUAAAGUUGCUAUAGUCCUGCGCUUGUUGUUUAAAUAUUAGUUAAAAUUGCUGUGUACAUUUUGUAAACAAAUUUAAGAUAUAUAUACGAAGCCGUGUGUGUGAAGGCAGAAGUGCACAAGGAGCAUCGUUGGUAGAUAAAGCUUGCAGCUGUUAAACUUAAGGGGCGCAAUAGUACAAAUUAAUAAUUUAGUUUCUUUUAUAAAAAAGAAAAAGUGCUGCAGAUAUAGCGUUGCAUUGGCAGAAAAAGUUUGCAGAAAUCUCCUACGAAUAUAAAUUUAGUUUUUUUUUUGUUUACAACUCGACAAAUUUGCUUGUAAAACAUCUUUAGCGGCGCUUCAACUAUACAUGCCCGGUUUUCACAUAAAUGAAAUGGGUGAAAUGGUUUUGGAUGCCAUCGAUGACAUCGCUGUGGUUGAUGUCUACGAUCUAGCAACCGAUAUUGGCAAGGAAUAUGAAAGAAUUAUCGAUCGCUACGGCACCGAUGCCGUAACUGGUAUAAUGCCCAAAAUCAUCAAUACGUUGGAGCUGCUGGAAGCAUUAGCGACGAAAAAUGAGCGCGAAAAUGCAAUAAUACAAGAGUUGCGCGAAAAGAUAGCACAACUAGAGAGUGAAAAAUCCGAAAAGGCAGAGUACCGUAGGCGUUUCGAAAGGGAAAUGGAGGUACUUGAGGAGCAAUGGCGUACCGAAACCAAUGAAUUGGUUGAAAUGGUACAAACAUUACAGGAUGAAAACAAACGUCUUGUUAAACAAACGCAAGAUUUGCAAUCGUCUUCAGCACACUCUUCCGGUUUGGGCGCUAGUUUAACGGAAAGCAUCAUAAGUAUUACAAAUAAUGAGUUGAAUGCGGCACUAACCGACACGCAAGUGCUGCAACGUUUAAAAGAACAAAUUUACAAACAACGGGACGAGUUGAAAGAUAAGGAACAUGAAUUGCAGGAAAAAUAUGGCGAAAUCGAAAAUCUACACAUACAAAUGGAUCGCUUGAAAUCGUCUGGACGCGAUGCACAUCGUCGACGCAAAAUGUUGCAGUCUCAGGUGAAGACGCUGUGCGAGGAGCGCGCCGACUUUCUCGCCCAACUACAGGACCAAUAUCGUGACAUUAAUCAAUUACGCAAGCAACUGGGCUUGGCUGAGAAGGAGAAUGAAGAUUUGGUAAAAUCAUGCAGCGACGACCCCAACGAUCCGAAUCGUCCGCGCUACACAACGCUACAAUUGAAGGAGUUAAUUUGUGAACGUGACGAAUUAAUCACCACUGUUGACAAUUUGACCGAAGAGUUGAAGGCACUCAAGCCCAGUAAUGUCAAAACGACAGCGGCCGGUGGUGUCAGCGGUGGUGGGGGUGGUGACUCAAGUUCGUAUGAUUAUGACGACGACGAUGAUGAUGUUGAUGAGGAAUCACAAGAGGCGCAUGAAGCAGUGUGUGGCACACCACCUGACCAUGAUGCACCUGUACAAGGACCACUACCAUAUGAGCCAGACGAUGCUCCUUGGAAGAAGAGUAGUGAAUCGGGCAUACGCAAAUUUUUCCGCCGCCUGUUUUCCGACACUUCGGACACUUCCAAACGUUCCUUGGCUACCCUUUCGAAAAUGGCACUCUCCGCCACACCAGGCAAUAUGGAGGUCAAGUAAAUUGCUGCAAAUUUUUUGCUGUGAUGAAAAUUUUUUGUGCAUAAAUAUUAAUUUUUGAUUUUAAUGGAAGCAGGUGUUGUUAAAUGAAAACCAAAAUCUCAGUGACACACAUUUUAGCUGGAAAUGCUAAACAUUCCUCUUUAUGCUGAAAAAAACUCUUUACACUACGAAAAUAUACAAUUAAUAUGUGAAUGCGUUGAUAUUAACACAAAAAGGGCGAUAAAUGUACCAUUUUUUUUAGGUUAUGUAUAUUUUUUAUUUUGUGCAACGUGUGUUAUUUUUAAAUGCUUGGUGGCAGUGCAAAAAAAAAAUAAGUUUUUAAAAUGGACCGGCAAAUGUGUGAAAAAAGUGAUGAGCAGCUAAUUAAUACUAAUGAAAAUUAAUGUUUCUUUCAAAAAAAAAAAAUUAAAAUUGUGAUUUCAAACGUUUUGUAUGGGAAGUAUUAUGUUAUUUUAAUACUUUUUUAAGGCUUGCGUACACAUAUUAAGCAGCUAAUUAGUCAAAUGUGCAUUAUAAAUGCUAAUAAAGUGCAUAACAAAAAAUAUAUUGCGUGUGUUAAGUUUAAAAAGCUCUGCUGCACAAAAUUUAUUGUUUGUGUCUUUUCAACGCUACUUAACUUAUUUGUGUUGUUUUAUGCGCCUCGCAAGUAUUUCUAGACUUAAUAUUAACGCGUCUUCGAAAUUUUGUACAUUUAUCGUCCUUAAAUAUUUACACUAAAGCCAAAUAUGUUUAUAAGUGUUUUCUAUUUUAUAUACAAACAUAUAUAUAUAUAUUUAUUGUCUUCUACACAAUUUUUCCAUUUAGUUUAUUAAGCACAAAGCACGUAUGUUUAUAAAUAUGUUCACACAUGUGCCACAUGCCAUGUAAUGUGUAUGUAUGUAAUUAUUUAUUUUUUUAUAUUUAUUGUAAGGUGCUAUUUUUUCCAAAGUCCCGUGCACAACAAGUAAAUUAAAUGUAAAUUUUGCAUGUGUUUAUUAAUUUAUUAUAAAUGUUAAGUGAAAUAUCAUCAAAAGUUUGUUUUUAAAAUAUACUUAUUUUUCGAAAACAUGUCAGUGAAGCUUUAAGGCAAAAAAUUGAAAAUAAAAAUUGUUUUAAAUUAUAUUUAGUUUAAAAUGUUAAAUGCCUAUUGCAUUGCAUGUAAAAAAUAAUUAUUUUAAAAAUUUUAGAAAGUGCAAUUCGAACUAGGAGUAUAUAGCGCGAGUAUGCAUAAAAAUAUUUAUACAUAUUUUCAAAUUUUUUUAUUCGAAAUUUUUUUAAUCGUACUACUUUUAAACUCACGUUUUUUUAUAUAUACUUUUUUUUGAAUUUCUACCACGGCAUUACAUCAGUAUUCGAAAAAAUAUUUGAUUCUAGAGAUUAAAAAAAAAACAUGAACAAAUAUUUCUUAAAUAAAUUUUUGAAAAAUAAGUAAUUAAAAAGUUGUAUUUAAAGCUUUUAAAAUUUAAUUUAUAUUUUUUUAAUACGUUAUACAAAAUUUUUAAAAAUUUUUUCAGAAAGUUUUUUUUAUUAAAACUUAAAUUUUUUAAAUUUAAAAAACCAAAAUACCGACAUACUAACUUAUAAAAAUGCCUUUGAAGCCUUGAAAUUUAACUAAACAAGAUUCCAUGGUUUGUAAUAGAUCUGUUUUGGUAUAUAAAGCAUAUUAUACCAAAUUUUUAUACUGAGCAUAAUUUUUGGUUUAAAUUAUACAUAUUCUUUAAUAAAAAUUAUUAUUUUAAAAGUUUUAAUUUUUUUAAUGAAAUAAUUUACAUAAAAAAAUUUGUCAGCAACGAAAACAAAAAAUCUUUAAAAAUAUUUUGAACCACCCUAAUUCCUUAAGAACUGCAUUUAUUUCGAACGGACCUAAUAUGUGGCGCUUCCAGUCUUUUACAUAUACAUGCAUUCGUAUAUUUGGGUGUAUGCACGAUAUUUUUUUUUGUUAAACACCUUACCGACUGCUUCCGCGUCUACUUUUUGUGAAACUAUUAUACCAAAAUAUAUGAAAGAUGGCAAGUUAUUGUCAACAAAUAUUGCAUAUUAUAUUUAAAUGUAGUACAAGGUUCUUAUACUUACAUAUAUAAUAUAAUAUUUGCGCAGUUACAUAUUGCAUGUUUUGCAAAAUAAAGUUGGAAAACAUUGUUUAUUGAAAAAUAUUAAAACAAAAAUAUGAGACAAAUAUAAAAAAGUUGAGCGAAAAUGGCCAAAUUUUUAAGAGUUUAAGUGAGAAGAUUUUCUUAAAUUAUUAUAAAAUAUUUUUUUUGGAUUUUUCUUUAGAAAUUUAUAAAUACGCCUAAAAGUAUGCAAAUCUUACGAAUUUUUUUUUGACAUUUAUUGUUUAAAGGCUGAGUUGGAGUUUUAAAAAUUAUUUAAAAAUUUGAAACAAUAAGCUUUUGAUAAAUUUUGAAAGCUUUUUGAAUUUUUUUUCGUUUGGCUAGGCGCCUAAAAACAGUUAAGAAACUAAAAUAUUUGAAUACUUCGUCUGAAAGAGGUUAAAGGAUUUGACAAACCAACAUUUGAAUAUAUUUUAUUUAUUUAUUUAUUUAUUUAUAUUGCCGAUAAGCGUUGCAUACUUCUAGGCUGUUUAAAAAUCAAUAAUUAACAAAAUAAACCAGUGAACUUGAAAAAAAUUAUUAAAAUAAAAUAAUAAAAAAUUAAAACUAUAUAAAAUUAUUAUAAAAAAUUUAAAAAUAAAUAUGUUUAUAAAAAAUAAAAAUGUAUAGCAAAAACAAAAUUUUCAAAAAUUAUUUGAACUUUUCUUUUUAUCACCAUCCUCUUAUCAGUGGCCACAAAAGCUCAUUCAUUUACAUACAACCACACAAAUUAGCAUAUACAUAUGUAUGUAUGUAUAUCUAAGUAUUUUAAUCACAAAAGAAAAAUAUAUAGUGCCUCAGCAGCACAUUUUUUAGCUACGAGUAACGUUGAGUAGCUGACUAAAAAUAUGAAAAUCAUUUUAAUUAAAAACAUAAAUAAUCAUUAUAAUAUUGAUAUUGAUACUGUAAACAUACAAAAUUUAUUGUAUUUGUAGUUUUGAGAAUGAAACAAUGUUCGUUGAGUAGCGCGAGUUGUAUGAAAAAAAAGAAAAACAAAAAAAAUUAUUUCAGUACAGUGUUGGGCAAGCAAUUAGUAGCAUAUAGUAUUUUGAUAUUCCUAUUCAAUAAUUUAUUAAGAAGGCUACGCAUAUGGCAGUAUAAAUGUCCUAUA